Messenger RNA from Bacidia gigantensis, 990 nucleotides. RefSeq lists its product as uncharacterized. The transcript is spliced from 2 exons. Gene Ontology annotation, molecular function: ferric iron binding; catechol 1,2-dioxygenase activity. Gene Ontology annotation, biological process: catechol-containing compound metabolic process. Bases 1 to 990 code for a protein of 329 amino acids. The record is from RefSeq and is a predicted model, not a curated record. NCBI's taxonomy places the organism in Eukaryota, Fungi, Ascomycota, Lecanoromycetes, Lecanorales, Ramalinaceae.
AUGGAUCAGAACGACAUCAAGGUCUUACCAAUGAAAGAUUUGACCGUUGAUAACAUCACGGAGAACGUCAUUCGCAUCAAUAGCCAGAAUGAUGACCCUCGCCUGACGUACGUUCUUGAACGGCUUGUCAGCCAUUUACACGACUUUGCAAGGGAGACAAGGCUCAGCACAAAAGAAUGGAAAGCGGCAAUCGAUUUCUUGACCGCCGUUGGUCAAAUAUGUAGUGAUGUUCGCCAAGAGUUCAUCUUGCUAUCAGACAUUCUUGGGCUCUCUCUCCUCGUCGACAGUAUUGAUCACCCCAAACCACCCCAGUCCACUGAAGGCUCGGUCUUGGGCCCAUUUCACUCCCACGAAGCUCAGGAGACGCCCCACGGUGACAUGGUGUCUCACGAUGUGAAUGGGGAGCCAUGCCUAAUUCUUGGCUCCAUACGUGACAGUGAGGGCCAGCCGAUCGGCGACGUCAAAAUAGACAUGUGGGAGACCGAUUCUUCUGGCCAUUAUGAUGUCCAAUACGAAGACAGACAGGGGCCGGAUGGUCGUUGCGUGAUGAGAAGUGAUGCCAGCGGCAACUUCUGGUUCAAAGCUAUCAAACCCGUCUCGUAUCCAAUCCCUAAUGACGGGCCCGUGGGCAAGCUUCUCAGCAAACUACAUCGACACCCCUACAGACCGGCGCACAUGCACUUUAUGUUUGAGAAGCCGGGGUAUGACCACCUCAUCACUGCGUUAUAUCUUCGCGGUGAUCCCUACGAAACAUCUGAUGCAGUGUUCGGCGUCAAAAGCUCUUUGCUAGUAGACUUCCAGCCAGCAGAUGACUCGAUUGCAAAGCGGUGCGAUGUCAAGACUGGUAGUCUGGUCUUGAAACACGACUUUGUAUUGGUCAGCGAAGAGGAAGCAAAUUCCCUUCGAGAGGAGAAAAGUCAAAAGGCCCUAGCCGACCUGGGGAGGAUGGUGAAAAUGGUUGACGGCCUACCAGUACCAGAUGUGGAUUGA